AUGGGAGCUCGGGCCGUCCUGGUUGCCAUGCUGGCCGUGGCCGGUGCCGGAGCUGUCUUCUCUUUCCUCCUGGGAUGCAAGGACCUCUUUUGGGGGGAGACGGAGGAGUCUAGAGUCAGGGGCAUCGUGGCGGCAAGCACGCUCCUGGUGGACGAGGCCGUCUACUCCACGGCGAGAAGAAACCGCCACAGAAGGGAACUCAUUUCUCCGUCGCAGCUUCUGUCUUUCUCCAAACUCCCCGAGCCCACGAGCCGCGCUGCAUCCCGGGCGGCCGAGAUCAUGGAGGCGUCGGUGCGGGCGGUGAUGAGGAGGCGUUCCCUGAGGUCUGGGCUGUCCGGGCCGCCCGCAGAUGUUUUGUCAGAAGAUCUACUGAACACGAUCGCAAACCUCUCCGGAUGCCUGCCCUACAUGCUCCCCCCCAAAUGUCCAAACACCUGCCUGGCAAACAAGUACAGGCUCAUCACAGGCGCCUGCAACAACAGAGACCACCCCAGGUGGGGAGCCUCCAACACAGCCCUGGCGCGGUGGCUGCCCCCGGCCUAUGAAGACGGCAUCAGUGAGCCCAGAGGCUGGAACCCCCACUUCCUGUACAACGGGUUCCCGCUGCCCCCGGUCCGGGAAGUGACCCGGCAAGUCAUCCGCGUUCCCAACGAGGCCGUGACGGAGGAUGACCAGUACUCUGACCUGCUGACGGCCUGGGGGCAGUACAUUGACCACGACAUCGCCUUCACACCCCAGAGCACCAGCCGCGCAGCCUUCGAGGGAGGGGCCGACUGCCAGCUGACCUGCGAGAACCGGAGCCCCUGUUUUCCCAUACAGAUCAUCACCUUGAGGGAUUACGUCCCCAAAAUCCUGGGCCCCAAGGCCUUCGAGCAGCACGUGGGCCCCUACCGGGGCUACGACCCCACCGUGGACCCCACCGUGUCCAACGUGUUCUCCACGGCUGCCUUCCGCUUCGGCCACGCCACGGUCCACCCGCUGGUGCGGCUGCUGGACGCCCGCUUCCAGGAGCACCCCGGGCCCGGCCUGCCGCUGCGGGACGCCUUCUUCCGGCCCUGGAGGCUCCUCCAGGAAGGUGGUGUGGACCCCGUCAUGAGGGGCCUGCUGGCGAGGGCGGCCAAGCUGCCGGUGCAGGGCCAGCUGAUGAACGAGGAGCUGACGGAGAGGCUGUUCGUGCUGUCAGACUCAGGGACCUUGGACCUGGCGUCCAUCAACCUGCAGAGGGGCCGGGACCACGGCCUGCCAGGUUACAACGAGUGGAGGAAAUUCUGCGGCUUGUCUAGGCUGGAGACCCGGGCCGACCUGAGCGCCGCCACCGCCAACGGGAGCGCGGCCGACAGGAUCCUGGACGUGUACCGGCACCCGGACAACAUCGAUGUGUGGCUGGGAGGCCUAGCCGAGAGCGUCCUCCCCGGGGCGCGGACCGGCCCCCUGUUUGCCUGCAUCAUCGGAAAGCAGAUGAAGGCCCUGAGGGACGGUGACCGGUUCUGGUGGGAGAACCGGGAGGUGUUCACGGAGGCCCAGAGGCGGGAGCUGGGCCGGCACUCCCUGUCCCGCGUCAUCUGCGACAACACCGGCCUCUCCCACGUGCCCCGUGACGCCUUCCGGGUCGGGACGUGGCCCCAGGAGUUCGAGUCGUGCGACAGCAUCCCGGGCAUGGACCUGGGCGCGUGGAGGGAGGCCCCUCCUCCAGAGGAUGCCUGCGGCUUCCCGGACGCGGUGGAAGACGGGGCCUUCCUGCUGUGUGAGGAGUCUGGAAAGCGCGUGCUGGUGUUCUCCUGUCACCCCGGGUUCCAGCUCCAGGGGCCGGAGCAGAUCGCCUGCACGGGCCGAGGUUGGGAUUCCCAGCCCCCGGCGUGUAAAGACAUCAACGAGUGUGAAGACGUGACGGAGCCCCCCUGCCACACAUCCGCCCGGUGCAGGAACACCAAGGGUGGCUUCCAGUGCGCGUGCACCGACCCUCACGUGCUCGGCGAGGACGGCAGGACCUGCGUGGACUCCGGGAGGCUCCCGCGGGCGUCCGUGGUCUCCAUCGCGCUGGGCGCUGUCCUCAUCUGCGGCCUGGCGGGCCUCACCUGGACGGUGGUCUGCAGGUGGUAA
Molecule: messenger RNA, 2100 nt
Organism: Hippopotamus amphibius kiboko
Lineage: Eukaryota; Metazoa; Chordata; Mammalia; Artiodactyla; Hippopotamidae
Gene: TPO
Product: thyroid peroxidase
Exons: 13
Coding region: 1-2100 (699 amino acids)
Biological process (GO): response to oxidative stress
Molecular function (GO): heme binding; calcium ion binding; peroxidase activity
Source: RefSeq, a predicted model, not a curated record